AUGUUCGCCUGGAUGCUCAUCCCCCUUUUUGAGACAAUCGACGCCAGGUUAAGAAGAUACGGCGAUUUCGAUUCCUUACAAAAGUUCCGCCUUUUGGUUGUCAAGUAUUAUAUCAAGCAUGACCCGAGACUCAAGAAAUUCGACCUUGGCGGAGUUCUUACCAAAAUUGUCGGAUUUGACAUGCUGCUUCGAUAUACGGUCCAAUGGGAAGAGACUCUAAAGCAGAAGUGCCAGGCCUUGAACAAAAAGAAAAGGUCUCAAGAAGAGGAGAAAGAGCUCAAAUAUUGCCUCUCCGAUCUAAAGUUCUGCUCGGAGGCGUAUUGGAAACAACAGCGAGGAAUUUAUGAAAAGGAAGCCUCGCUUCCAGCUGGGCCGUUCCGUCGAGCUUAUGAUACCUACCGAUCUAAUCCCAAAUGGUAUCUCCACCCUGACCUUAGAAAUGACUGCGCAGGGAGAGGUGGAUGCUGCGGGCGUCAGUGCGGUUGCUGUGAAAAACGUGAACCAACUCCCGGAAGACCCCGUGGUGUCGGCCACUGCACUGUACAAUGUGGUUGUUGUAUUGAUGCUCGGGGAUUCGAGAUACAGUCACAGGACUUGAUCGACGUUAUGGACGAAUUCCUGUCCGAAUUGAUUUUUCCGGAUGAAGAAAAUAAGACCUACUAUACUCGAUAUAUGCGGGCUUUCUUUAUCGGCAUUGAGUCGGAAAGGGACCAAGCACCAAAGUGGAUAUGA
Penicillium mononematosum is the source of this 732-nucleotide messenger RNA. RefSeq lists its product as uncharacterized. NCBI's taxonomy places the organism in Eukaryota, Fungi, Ascomycota, Eurotiomycetes, Eurotiales, Aspergillaceae. The record is from RefSeq and is a predicted model, not a curated record. The transcript has a single exon. The coding region runs from base 1 to 732 and encodes 243 amino acids.